Cryphonectria parasitica EP155 is the source of this 1918-nucleotide messenger RNA. RefSeq names its product cysteine desulfurase-like protein. The record is from RefSeq and is a predicted model, not a curated record. Gene Ontology annotation, cellular component: nucleus; mitochondrion; cytosol. Gene Ontology annotation, biological process: [2Fe-2S] cluster assembly. Bases 1 to 1542 code for a protein of 513 amino acids. Gene Ontology annotation, molecular function: cysteine desulfurase activity; pyridoxal phosphate binding. Lineage: Eukaryota; Fungi; Ascomycota; Sordariomycetes; Diaporthales; Cryphonectriaceae. The transcript is spliced from 3 exons.
AUGGCCAGCAUUGGACCCUCUGCACUCAGGCAGGCAUCCCGCCUGGCCUCUAAACAACCGUCGUUAUCAGCAUCGCUGCGCAGAGCGUCACAGACAUCCCGGGUGGCGACCUCUCUCCCACAUACGCAAGCUGCGUCGCGGAGAGGCUACGUCUCAGAGUCAAAGAGGGAUCAUGCCCAGGUUGCAGAGCCCAAGAUCGAGACCGCCAUACAUUUGGAUAGGGAGGUUCUGCAGAAGUCGGGCCUGGCUAUGAGCGGGCAGAAGCAGGGUGAUAUGCUCGUCAGCCCUAUGGCAGAUGUCCUAAAAGAAGCUUCGCUGAUGGACGAGGGCCAGAGACCAAUCUACCUCGAUAUGCAGGCAACGACGCCUGUCGAUCCACGCGUUUUGGACGCUAUGCUCCCUUACUACACUGGAGUAUUCGGCAAUCCCCACUCGCGGACACAUGCCUACGGCUGGGAGAGCGAGAAGGCAGUUGAGGAGGCACGACAACAUAUUGCCACACUGAUAGGCGCCGACCCCAAGGAGAUCAUUUUUACCAGUGGCGCUACUGAGAGCAAUAAUAUGAGUAUCAAGGGGGUUGCUAGGUUCUUUGGACGGUCUGGCAAGAAGAGACAUCUCAUCACAACGCAGACGGAGCACAAGUGUGUCCUGGACAGCUGCAGGCAUCUACAAGACGAGGGGUUCGAGGUCACGUACUUGCCAGUCCAGAACAACGGCUUGGUUAACCUGGACGAGCUCAGAGCUGCCAUCAAGCCCGAGACGGCCCUGGUGAGCAUCAUGGCCGUCAACAAUGAGAUCGGUGUCAUCCAGCCGAUCGAGGAGAUUGGCAAGAUGUGCCGGCAGAACAAGGUAUUCUUCCACACCGAUGCUGCCCAGGCUGUUGGAAAGAUACCGCUGGACGUCAACGCCAUGAACAUCGACCUCAUGUCUAUCUCCUCCCACAAGAUCUAUGGUCCCAAGGGCAUCGGUGCCUGUUAUGUCCGUAGACGGCCUCGUGUGAGGAUUGACCCUAUCAUCAGCGGAGGUGGUCAAGAGAGAGGCUUGAGGAGCGGUACCUUGGCGCCGCCUCUGGUCGUCGGAUUUGGUGAGGCCUGCCGCAUUGCCAAGGAGGAGAUGCCGUACGACUCCAAGAGGAUCAAGUAUCUCUCUGACCGACUUCUCAAUGGCCUCCUGUCGCUCGAGCACACGAGCCAGAACGGCGACUCCAAGUCAUUCUAUCCUGGUUGCGUCAACGUUUCAUUCGCUUAUGUUGAGGGCGAGUCGCUCCUCAUGGCCUUGAAAGACAUUGCCCUGUCUUCGGGAAGCGCCUGCACGUCUGCGUCUCUCGAGCCCAGCUAUGUCUUGCGAGCUCUUGGCAACAGUGACGAGAGCGCCCACUCCAGUAUCCGCUUUGGUAUUGGCCGAUUCACCACAGAGCGGGAGAUCGACUACGUUUUGAAGGCAGUGCAAGAACGUGUCACGUUUCUUCGAGAGCUGAGUCCCCUAUGGGAGCUGGUGCAGGAGGGCAUCGACCUCAACACCAUCCAGUGGAGCCAACACUGAGUUCAUCAAGACGGUCAGAAGACGAUGAUAUCAGCCACUGGUCGUGAUGGAUACACGUGAACCCACCCAUCACACACGUGGGCUAAAAAAGGGACCGUCAUUGUCCAACUGCUCUUUGUAAAUCAUAUUGUACGGUCAAGCACCAUCACCUCCGGUUCUUAUAUUAGUUUUAGGGGGAAGGCGGAAGGCGGAAGGCGGGCGACCUUCUCUUGACGGGCUUGCUUUUCUACUUGUCGGCGUCAUGGCAAUUUGUAUAUUGGGGGAAAGGGAUACCAACGUCACUCUGGACUUUCCAUCAUUCAGCUCGUUUGCAAGUAUGGGCAUCGUUUUCACAGUCAAGGUAGUUACGGAUUCAACAUGACAUGUCCUACCUGUG